Ogataea haglerorum is the source of this 1509-nucleotide messenger RNA. RefSeq lists its product as uncharacterized. The transcript has a single exon. Gene Ontology annotation, cellular component: nucleus. Bases 1 to 1509 code for a protein of 502 amino acids. Gene Ontology annotation, biological process: peptidyl-lysine monomethylation. The record is from RefSeq and is a predicted model, not a curated record. Lineage: Eukaryota; Fungi; Ascomycota; Pichiomycetes; Pichiales; Pichiaceae. Gene Ontology annotation, molecular function: protein binding; protein-lysine N-methyltransferase activity.
AUGGAUUCCUUUGCUACCAGCACCGCCGCGUUCGAGAGCUGGCUUCAUAGACAUUACGACUACAUCAGCGAUGACAUUGAAAUUGCAGACCUGAGAAAUUCGCACGAGGGACGCGGUUUGCGGGCGCGCAAUGACAUCCAGAAAGACACUGUUCUGUUCCGUCUGGCAAGAGAUCACAUACUAAAUAUUCGCACAGCAGCUUUGGGCAAGCUCAAACCGGGAAACCAAGAGGUUCUUGAGACCCUGAACCAGUGGGAGGCUCUCAUUUUGUGCUUGGCAUACGAGAUGAUGCUAGGCGAGGAGUCUCAAUGGAGCUCCUAUUUGGCAGUUCUGCCUGAAAAAUUCAACUCGCUAAUGUUUUGGUCGUCCGAGGAGCUUGAAAAAUUGAAGCCAUCCAACGUUUUGCAGAGGAUAGGACGCGAACAGGCCGAGCAGAUGUACUCCAAGCUUGUGCCUGAGUAUUGCUUGCGCCUGGGAAGCAAGAAAUUGGUGGAAUAUUUGACUUUGGACCGGUUCCAUGUGGUGGCAAGCAUAAUCAUGAGCUACUCGUUUGAUGUUGACGAUCCCGAGGACGACCCCGAGGACGAUGCUCAAGACGGGGAGGAUGAAGAGGAAGAACUCGAAAUAGAUCAGGAAUGCAUCAAGUACGACGGUUAUCUGAAGUCGAUGGUUCCACUUGCCGAUACUCUGAACUCAAAUACGCAUUUGGUGAAUGCGAACCUGAGCUACGAAAACGACGCGCUGGUUAUGACUGCUACUAAGGACAUCAAAGAAGGAGAGCAAAUUUAUAACAUCUAUGGUGAACUGCCUAACUCCGAGAUUCUGCGAAAGUACGGCUAUGUGGAGCUUCCUGCUUCCAAGUACGAAUUUGCUGAGCUGCCUCUGACGGUGAUCAAGCAGACGUUUGUGGAGAACUAUCUCUCGUCGAUGGACCGCAAAAUCAGAGAAGCGCUAUUCGACAAGACUGCCGGACUGAUCAGCGAGUCCGAGUACUUGGACGAAAGUCUGGAAGACCAGGACGGGGGUAUUGUUUUGGACGCGUACGAGGUAUUUGCCGAUGCCGACGUGCUGCCUGAGCUCUUGCUAUUAGUCCAGAUCCUGACGACCUUCUAUGAGAGUGUUGAGACGGACUCGAAGUGGGCCAAGAAACUUGCGAGAACGCGGUCUGAGCUGGAGGCGUUCAUCAACAGGUGCAUUCUGAAAUCGUUCCAGUUGGUGGAAAAGAAAAUUAUAACCAGCAAGUGCGUCGCGAAUCUUUAUAAAUGCGUCGAGGGACGCAUUGCCCAGUACGGCGCCGCCCAGGACUAUGAGAUUCCGGCCAGCUAUAGAGAAUUCGACCGCGCAGAGCUGGCUGCGAUCGUGCUGAGGUGCGAGGUGAACUGUCUGCGCAAUGUGCUCAACAACUUCCCAGAAAAAUACGAGCGCAUUGACGACUCCAAGCUGCUGAAAAACGUGCUCAAGCGCAAGGCCGAGGCAGAUGCACACAAGCACAAGAAGCAGAAACCUUAG